This is a messenger RNA of Stegastes partitus (bicolor damselfish), 2538 nucleotides long. It is a transcript of the gene pcyt2, whose product is annotated as phosphate cytidylyltransferase 2, ethanolamine. The transcript is spliced from 12 exons. Gene Ontology annotation, molecular function: ethanolamine-phosphate cytidylyltransferase activity. The record is from RefSeq and is a predicted model, not a curated record. Gene Ontology annotation, biological process: phosphatidylethanolamine biosynthetic process. The coding region runs from base 169 to 1380 and encodes 403 amino acids. NCBI's taxonomy places the organism in Eukaryota, Metazoa, Chordata, Actinopteri, Pomacentridae. Gene Ontology annotation, cellular component: cytoplasm.
GGCGUUGGCCGCUUCACUGUCAUUCUGUCUGACGGACGACGGGACGUCCUUUAAAAUAGGCUUCUAACUGCGGGAAACUUUGAUUUGACUGUUUAAAUACUUGAAAGCGUACUCUACCUCUUGUUUUUAAUCGCACUGCCGCUAAGUUCGCUCUCCGAACCAGUCGAAAUGAUCAAAAACGGACACCACGCCACCGGCAGCGAUCAGCGGGACGAAGCCGGCUACAGUAAGCCGGGUGUCUCAGCGUGCAGUCCGGAGAAGAGGAAGCGGGUUGUCCGGUUGUGGUGUGACGGCUGCUAUGACAUGGUGCAUUAUGGUCACUCCAACCAGCUGCGUCAGGCCAAAGCCAUGGGAGAUUACCUCAUCGCCGGAGUGCACACUGAUGCCGAGAUUUCCAAGCACAAGGGUCCUCCGGUCUUCACUCAGGAAGAGCGCUACAAGAUGGUGCGGGCAAUCAAGUGGGUGGAUGAGAUAGUCGAAGGAGCACCUUAUGUGACCACCCUGGAGACUCUGGACAAAUACAACUGUGACUUCUGUGUGCAUGGAGAUGACAUCACGCUGACAGUAGACGGCAAAGACACGUACGCGGAGGUGAAGCGAGAAGGACGCUACCGGGAAUGUAAGCGGACACAAGGUGUCUCCACCACCGACCUGGUGGGACGUAUGCUUCUCAUGACUAAAGCCCACCACAGUAACCUGGAUAACCCAGAUUACCAGCAGCACACAGACAACUUUGGAAAGGGCCCUAAAGGCCACAGUCCGUGGACAGGAGUGUCUCAGUUCCUGCAGACGUCCCAGAAGAUCAUCCAGUUCGCCUCUGGAAAGGAGCCUCAACCUGGAGACACCAUCAUCUAUGUAGCCGGAGCGUUUGACCUCUUUCACAUUGGCCAUGUUGACUUCUUAGAGAUGGUCUACAAACAGGCGGAGAGGCCCUACGUCAUCGUAGGUCUGCACUUUGACCAGGAAGUGAACCGCUACAAAGGAAAGAACUACCCGAUCAUGAACAUCCAUGAGAGAACUCUGAGUGUCCUGGCCUGUCGGUAUGUGUCCGAGGUGGUGAUUGGUGCUCCCUAUGCAGUGGGCAAGGACCUGCUGGAUCAUUUUAAGGUGGACCUGGUGUGUCAUGGCAAGACGGAGGUGUUUCCAGACAAGGAUGGAUCAGACCCCUACGCUGAACCCAGGAAGAGGGGAAUCUUCAGGACCAUCGACAGUGGAAACAACCUCACCACUGAUGACAUCGUCCAGAGGAUCAUUGAAAACAGGCUGCAGUUUGAGGCCAGGAACCAGAAGAAGGAGGCCAAGGAGAUGGCGGUGAUCGAGGCGAUGAAGAGGAGAGAGCAGCAGGAUCAGAGUGAAGCUGCAGCUGAAGCCGCUCACUAGUGAGACUUUAAACCUGAGUCUGUUUUACUCGUCCCGGAACACUCAGCUUUAAGAGGUUGGACUCAGCAGACUCAGAUGGAGAGUCCAUGUCGUCCUCCACUGAGCCCGGCCAGUCGGUCUCUCUACUCGUCCACUGGGUGCAAAAUCAUCUUCAGUGAGGCAUUAUGCUUCUGUCUGCUUGGACUCCAGACUGAAAAGGUUAAUAGUAGAUCUAACUGAGACAAGAAUACAAGGAGUCCAAAUACUUGCUAAGUUUUAACCUGCAAAAUCCCUUUACUGGUCUCUUCCCCCUCAGAGAAUUCUAUUUACCUCUUGUCAUGUUCUGUUUUUGUCCAUGAAUUCACACACUACUUGUCCAUGUAUAGGUGUAGGUGUGGUAUGUUAAGUUUGUAUCUACCCAUAACUUAUUGACAAAUAUCAUUGUCAGGUAUGUUUUUAGAUUUUUAACCAUAUUAGUGUUAAUCAUCAGUCUUAGAGGUGUACUCACUAAAAUUAAAUGUGGUCUGUUUUUAACCCAUUUUCAUUUAUUUUAAUUUGUUUAAGAUCACUUUGUUUUUGUCCAUCCUAAAAAAAACAAACAUUAUUACUAUGUUAAAUGAUCUGUGAAAUAGUCUAAUAAUUUUAACUGUGGAUUUUAACUACCUGAAUUUGAACCGAGUGUGCGUGUGAAUGUUGAGUGAGGUUGGUGAGUGAGUGUUUGCGCUGUAAAUGACAGUAGUGCCUCAUUCCUAAAGCUAUAACCUGUUUAAGGGCUGUGUACUGUAUAAACUUCUGGUUCUGCUCAGUAAAUAUACUGGAGCUUCUCUGCAGUUGUUGAGUUGAGCUGUUGAGUCCUUCUUUUUUCAAGGAAUGUGUUUUGAGAAAAUGAGAAUGUCUUUUUUUUCCCCCUCCUUUUUCACAAGACAAUCCAAGAAGUGAAAAAUCUGAUGCCCAGUUUCACUGUCAUUGAUGAGUUACUGUUUUUCCUGUCUUUAAAUGAGUCGUAUUGGUCGGUGAAUUAUUGUUGGUGUGUGACAGUGUGUUUGUGGGUCGGGAGCCAGGACGUUGGUAGAGUGAGGAUUCAAGAAGUUUUUAAUAUUAAGACAGUGGAAAAUUUUCACAACCUUUCAAUCACUAUACUGUGUAAUUUUCGCUUUAUUAAAUAAAUAGGUAACAUGG